UAAGGGGUAGACAGGAUGUGACGAAUAAAGAGGAAAUGUGUGGCAGAUAUUUGGAGAAUAAAAUCCUACUGCUUUUAUGAUGGUCAGGAUGGCAGCACUUGAGUGGAUAAGUAAUGUGGAUGCAGCCUGAUAAUUAGAUGCGUUAAGACAGUGUUAAGCUCUUAAAAGCUUUAAAACAAAUAGAGGCAUUAAAAGAACUGAGGUAUUAAUAAAGUAAGCUUUUUAAUCAUGUGUUUAAAUCCACUCCACCUUUGUGUGUUUAUGUGCUUAUUUAUCGUUUCAUAAAAUUCCUUAUAAAUGUCCUCACAAUCACUUGGUCCUCAUUACGGAUGUAACAGAAUGUCAGUAUAUUAUAUUGGAAUAAUGUUAAAAUAAGUCUGUUUGUUUAAUGGACUCUUUCUUUCAAUUCAGUCAAUGUAUUUGUAUAGCACUUUUAACAAUGGAAAUUGUCUUAAAAUAGCUUUAUACAAAUAUAGAAACAGAAAUGAUAAAGUUUAAAAUUAAAUUAAUAUUUGCUCAUAACAUCUAUCCCUAACGAUCAGCCUGAGGCGAUGGUGACAAGGGUAGAACCUCCUGAGAUGGUAUGAGGAAGAAACCUUGAGAGAAACCAGACUCGGAAGAAAGCUCAUCCUCAUUUAGAUGACACUGGAUAGUCAAUCAUGUAAAUGAAAAAAACAGUUGUAAAAAAACAGCAAGUUGUAAACCAUGCCCAUUUUAAUGGGAUUAAUACUGAGACUUAUUUUACUCAAUGUUUCAAGUCUAUUUUUCCUGGUUCUGAUCUAAGUGCAUUCCAUCACCACAUAUUUUAAAUUUAUUUACAAGAUUUACAUGAUUUGUUUCUGCAUUGCUGGUGAUCAGAAAAAAAAACAUUUAAAGACAGUUUAAGGAAUUUUGUUCAUCUUUGGAUUUAUUACAUACCACUGAAAUCAGUGGAAUUACAUUACAAAUCUGAAUUUAGAAAAGUUUUCAAAACUUGUUUUUUAAAACCCAAACACUGAAUAUGAAAAGUCAGGAAGUCAAAAAGGGAAUUCUCUUUGCUGUAAAAUGUGAACUGCCAUCUUGCUGUAACACGAGGUGUUUUUGCCAGAAAAUCCCCACACACUGGCAGUUACAAAAGCUCCUGACUUGUAAUUCCAAGCUGAACAGAUUGUUCUGCUUUUUCUUCCAUGUGGAUUUUCCAACUUCUGAGGACAAUGAUAUACAGUGUAAAUCUGAGUAUAGAUUUGUGAAGCAAUAAUUAGAUGCUGAUAGAUAGUUUAGCUGGACUUGAGCUCAGCUUACUCAAAACGGUUAAAAAUGAAAACAAAAACGAUUACCUCAACUUGAAGAUAACCUUUGUCUCAUUUCCCAAGUGAUUAAUACAAUGGAUUAGCUUAAGUUUCAUUUUUGUCGUUAGAAAAGGAGUUAAAGAGAAGAAACAAGUUCACAUCAAUGUCCUGUUUUACAGUGUAGAGUUUAACAGUUUUUGCCUGAGACUGUAUAGGAUUUGUCAGUUUUCGUUGAGUUUCCACUCACCUCCCAAAAACUCUCUCUUGGCCCCACAAAAUGAAUGGAAAUAGUUAUUUGAAAAAGAAAACAAGCUGAAAUAAUUCUUUUGGUGACAGUAAUUAAGGGUCAGGGGAAGCAUUAUUGAGCUGCAGCUAUCAUGAUGUUAAUAGAAGGUCCUCACAAAGAUACUGGGUGUGUCUAGUUUAGUGGUUUAGUUGAGCUUUGGCUGAGCUGAACAGGUGGCUGUAAAAGCUUGGGCUGUAGGGAGGAGGAUGCCAGAUAUCUGAUAGUUUUGAUUGUCCCACUCAGUUACACACCCAAAAGAGGGACUGAACUUAAAGAAGUGGUUUUAGAGUUUCACCACUUCGUUAACAAGAGGUGUCGACUUCACUGUCGAGCAGGAACCAAUGGUCUCAGUCUUGAGAUUUCUAUAGAGUAAAAAAGAAAUGAAGCAGCAACAGAGUAAGUGGCCUGAGGCUGAUCCUCCACCCGCUCCAUCGUCCUCUGUGUGCAGAUACAUUACACUCUGCACCAUCUUGGCAAUCCUCAUCACCUGCGCUUUAGCGGGCAUUGUGAUAGCGUAUACAGUGCAGGAAGAGCAUUACUUCAUGGACACUGUGGAGUUAAGAGGCCUGCAGUACAAAGCUGACCUCAAGGAUAAAACCUCUGCAUUUUUUUUAAUCCUGACAGCCACUUUGGAAACAAAGAUACGUAAUAUUUUCCUUGCAUCAUCAAUUGCACCCCGUUUUGUCUCAUGCCAUAUUAUUGCAUACGGGAACAUCAGUAAUAAUGUGAUGGCGACACUUCGUUUGGUCUUCAGAGUGACCAAAUUUCAAAUACAAUUUACAAAGUACACAGACCGCUUCCUCCAGGAGCAGAUUCAGUACGGCUUUAGGGAUUUAGUCAGUCCAAAGCCACUAACCAUUCCUGAGUUUGGGGAAAUUCAGAGCAUCAUCUUUCUGGGUACUAGCGAAAAGUCAUUCCAUGUAAUCAACUCUAAUACAAGUAGAUGUCCUGAUGGACAGUUCACCUGUGCCAGCGGGGAGUGUGUGACUAAACCUAAUCCUGAGUGUGACUCUGUGUCAGAUUGUGCUGAUGGAUCAGAUGAGGCAUACUGCUCAUGUGGCAGGAAGUUGGUGGUGGACAGUCGCAUUGUUGGGGGUGAAAAUGCCCAUCUUGGUGAUUUGCCCUGGCAGGUGAGUCUGAGACUCUACAGCCGUCACACAUGCGGUGGCUCCAUCAUCAACCGCCGCUGGCUUGUCAGUGCUGCACACUGCUUUGAGAGCAGUAAAAACCCAAAGGACUGGACAGCGCUGGUCGGUGCGAGUUUACUGAGUGGUGUAGAGAAAGGAGCAGUCACAGUGAACAUCAAGUCUCUGAUCGUCUCUCCAUAUUAUAACCCUGUAAACUCAGACAGCGAUGUGACUGUGCUGGAGCUGGAGAAGCCACUGACUUUUACUCCAUACAUCCAGCCAGUCUGCAUCCCAUCUUCAUCUCACAUCUUCAGUCCUGGACAAGACUGCAUCAUCUCUGGCUGGGGAGCCACAAAACAGGACAGCACUGGCAAGGCGCCUCCUACACUCCAAAAAGCCUCGGUGAAGAUCAUUGAUUCGAAAGUGUGUAACAGUUCAACUGCAUACAAAGGAGCCAUCACCAAUAACAUGAUGUGCGCAGGCUUUCUGCAGGGAAAAGUCGACUCCUGCCAGGGAGAUUCAGGAGGUCCUCUGGUGUGUGAAAGCAGCCCUGAUCACUUCUUUCUGGCCGGUAUAGUGAGCUGGGGAAUGGGCUGUGCACAAAUCAAUAAGCCUGGAGUGUACUCCCAGGUCACUGUGCUCCGUAACUGGAUCAUGAGCCAUGCCGAGCCCAGUGGCACUCAGGACACACCCACGGAUUACAGCUCAACAAAUACUGUAAUCGUUCGCGCUAAGGCCGCCACAUCAACUCCAGUGGUGACUGGAGCUGUAAACUGUAGCGGAAACUUUAACUGUGGCGCAGGAGUGUGUAUCAGCAAAAUAAACCCUGAGUGUGACCGGGUUGCUGACUGCUCUAAUGAAGCUGACGAGAAAAACUGCGACUGUGGCCAGCGACCUGAAUUCAGCCACCAGAGGAUUGUAGGAGGUGUGAGCGCUCGUCGAGGGGAGUGGCCGUGGGUGGCAAGUCUGCAGUUCCAGCGUUUACAUCGCUGUGGUGCCACGCUUAUACACUGUAAAUGGCUCAUUACAGCUGCUCACUGCUUCAGCAGAAAGGAAUCAAACCCACAUGGCUGGACGGUGAGUUUAGGCUCGGUGCUCAGGUCUGGACUAGGAGCUUUGGUCAUCCCAGUGCAGAGGAUAAUCCAGCAUCCUGCCUUCAACAGCAGCAAUAUGGACUUUGAUGUGGCGCUAGUGCAGCUCUCGAUUCCUGCCCCGAGCUCCUACACCAUCCAGACGCUGUGUUUGCCCUCUCCGACACACAGCUUCUUCAAGGGCACUGAGUGUUACAUCACUGGGUGGGGCUCAAUGAGGGAGGAUGGAAAGCUAACUAAUCAGUUACAGAAAGCUCAGGUUGGUAUAAUAGACCAAUCAGAGUGUCAGCAGUCUUACGGCAGGAAACUGACUGCCAACAUGAUGUGUGCUGGAUCCAUGGAAGGUGGCAUUGAUACAUGUCUGGGAGAUUCUGGAGGCCCAUUAGCAUGCCGUGAAUCCCGGGGCCGGUGGUUCAUAGCCGGUGUGACCAGUUGGGGUCGAGGCUGCGCUCGUAACAGAUUCCCCGGUGUUUACACACGCGUCACUUCCAUCAGGGAAUGGAUAUCAACAUACCUCCCAUUUUAAAAAUGCUUGUCAUCAUAUGAACUAUUAUUUGUGCAUACUUACUUGAAAAGUUGCAUAUUUAUUUUGUGUAUUUAUUAUUUCUUAUUCCAAAAUGAAAACUUUCAAUUGACCUCA
Molecule: messenger RNA, 4412 nt
Organism: Tachysurus fulvidraco (yellow catfish)
Lineage: Eukaryota; Metazoa; Chordata; Actinopteri; Siluriformes; Bagridae
Gene: tmprss9
Product: transmembrane serine protease 9
Exons: 16
Coding region: 1935-4298 (787 amino acids)
Biological process (GO): proteolysis
Molecular function (GO): protein binding; serine-type endopeptidase activity
Source: RefSeq, a predicted model, not a curated record